UCAAGACUUGCGCAAUUCCAGCACCUUAUCUCUGAGGGACUCUUGCUCACCCUUCUGUGAGAUCAGACACCCUCUGGGACGUUGGAGCUCGCCCAGACAUGGUCCUUGAGGCAAACCACUGAGGGCGUUCUUCCUGCCAGCUCUGGCGAUCUAUACUCUUUCAUGAUCGAUGCCCAACCCCAAUUCUCAGAUAGGUUUGUUCAUGAGUGUCCGAAUCCGGCAACAACGAGCAACCGAUUUUGAAGUUUUCCCCCACCUGUCAACCAGAGGCUACUGAUUAGUGAUGCCCCUAUAUCUCGGCUAUCGAAUUGUUCAGAUCUCGAUGUCACUCUUCGACCUGCUCUUGAAUUGCCAUCGUUGACAUGACUAUUUCGCCCAUCCACCAUCAGGUCUUUGUUUAACGUCACUCGCAGGUUGAUGGUAUAACUGGACAAACAAUAUGAGGAUGUUUGCGAACUCUAAAAUGACGUCUUGCUGUUACGGGCAAAGCAGCGGGGCCAUUGUUUGCUCGUUUACAUACCAUCCUUGUAUCGGAACCUCAACACGUACCGGGUCUGGUUUCCCAGUAAAGAAGACGUGGAUUUUUCGUCGAGAAAGAGUGGACCGGAAUCCAUCAAAAAACGGCCUUGCCAUGCCUGCGCAAUUCUGGGCAUAUGCAAACCCGAUUCACGUGGGAGCCUAUACUGGAUUUCUUCGACUGGCUAUGCUUCUUUGCGUUCGGCACAGGACCCCUUCCGCGUGCGAGUCUGUUCUAUGAUGAAUUCCGCCCUUGAGAGUUUGCGUGCUACUUCGCCAAGGGAGUAAGAAAAGGAGGUAUUCGGGUGCCAUAUCACCGAGGAAACAUGAAUAGAUCUAAUUUUACCCCCCUGCGCCCAAGCCCUCAU
Cladophialophora immunda is the source of this 884-nucleotide messenger RNA. RefSeq lists its product as uncharacterized. The record is from RefSeq and is a predicted model, not a curated record. The transcript has a single exon. NCBI's taxonomy places the organism in Eukaryota, Fungi, Ascomycota, Eurotiomycetes, Chaetothyriales, Herpotrichiellaceae. The coding region runs from base 440 to 757 and encodes 105 amino acids.